AUGGCGUCUACCCGCUGCGAGCUCUGGGUCUCGGUGCUGGAGCCUCCGCCUCCGUGGGGCCCGUGCGCGGCCCCCGGCGGCAGCUGGGAGCAGCAGCAGCGAGCAGCAGCAAAAGCUGUUGCUUGUGCUGCGCUGCUGCCAGUGUUUGCGAGGGCUUUGCAGAACAUUAGGGUUUUGGAGGAAGCAGCAGAAGCAGCAGCAAGUGCUGCAGACCCUGACGACAGCAGCAGGCGCAGAGCAGAGCCGCAGCAGCAGCAGCAGCAGCAGCAGCAGCGGCAGCAGCAGCAGCAGCAGCAGCAGAGGCUGGGGGUCUUUUCAUCGAAAGCACGCGCUGCAGCAGCAGCUGCUGCUGCUGCAGCAUCAGCGACGGCAGCAACAGCAGCAGCUGCAGCAGCUGAAGAGGCUCCUCCGCCAGAGGCUGCUCCUGCUGCAGCAGAAGGGCCGGAAACAGCAGCAGCAGACGCAGCAGCAGCAGCAGCAGCAGACGCAGCAGCAGACGCAGCAGCAGACGCAGCAACAGCAGCAGCAACAGCAGCAGAUGCAGCAGCAGACGCAGCAGCAGACACUAGCUGCGACUUAAGCGAGGAAGAAUAUGCUGAUGCUGCAGAAGAACAAUGUGCUGCUGCGGAAGCUGGUGCAGAAGAUGCUGCAGCAAAAGACGCAGCAGCUGCAGCAGCAGAGCAGCAGCAGCACAGCUGGCACGUUCAGACCCUCGAUGUUUCCUUAGAUAAAUUAUUUUGUCACCGUGAGCUGCUGCUGCUGCUGCUGCUGCUGCUGCUGCUGCUGCCGUUGCCUCUGCUGUUGCUGCUGCUGCAGCUGCUGCUGCUGCUCUUUCUGCUGCUGUUGCUGCUGGCAAUGGCUCCAUUGUUGCUGCAGCGGCAGCUGCCUCUCCACUUGCUGCUGCUGCAAUCUCGCCGUCUGCUGCUUGGCUGCUUCCCCGCUGCUGCUGCUGCUGCUGCUGCAGCACACUGUUGCUGCUUCUUCCCGCGCAGCAGCCCACUGCUGCUGCUGCUGCUGCUGCUGCUGCUGCUGCUGCUGUGUCUCCUCAGCGGGCUCUCUGCCGCUGGCGUCUCCAGCAGCAGCAGCAGAAGCAGCAAUGGAAGCAGUUCGAGAACCUUCGGGGGGUUUCUUUCGGUGGCUGCUGCUGCAGCUGCUGCCGCCGUGGCUGCGGAUGCUGGCGGGGGCCCCGCAGCAAACAAGGGGGCCCCCGCGUCCCCUCUGCAGCAGCAAAGCGCUGCCCCCCGCCCCGCUGCAGCAGCAGCAGCAGCGGCAGCAGCAGCAGAAACAGCUGCAGCAGCAGAAGCACCAGCAACUGCCACGGCAGCCGCAGCAGCAAACGCCGCAGGAAACGCAGCAGCAGGAAACACACUCGAAACAGUGCGAGCAGCAGCAGCAGCAGCAGCAGCAGCAGCAGCAGCAGCAGCAGCAGCAGCAGGAGAGUCAGGACAGCCCGGCAGCAGCACAAAGCAACCAGUCCAGCUCCUCCGCUUUAUCGUCUCGAAGCAACAGCCUGAAGAGCAGCAGCAGCAGCAGCUGCAGCAGCAGCAGCAGCAGCCCGCUGCAGCGCAUGCGUUCUUCGCUGCUGGAGGCGCUGCAGCAGCAAACUGCGCAGCCCGCGGGGUGUCUCUGCAUCUGUGA
This is a messenger RNA of Eimeria necatrix, 1638 nucleotides long. RefSeq lists its product as hypothetical. NCBI's taxonomy places the organism in Eukaryota, Apicomplexa, Conoidasida, Eucoccidiorida, Eimeriidae. The transcript has 2 exons. The coding region runs from base 1 to 1638 and encodes 545 amino acids. The record is from RefSeq and is a predicted model, not a curated record.